Symbiodinium pilosum is the source of this 1305-nucleotide messenger RNA. The record is from the annotation of a GenBank genome assembly. Lineage: Eukaryota; Dinophyceae; Suessiales; Symbiodiniaceae.
AUGUCAGAUCUGCGCUAUACAAAAGAUGGAGUUCCAGUUUUCGAUGGUUCUCCAGAGCUGUACGUGGCAUACCACAGGGCCGCCCUGACCUAUGCCGAGACAGUGGAGUGGAAGAAAAGAUCGCUGGUAGGUCCUCGCCUCCAAGCAGCAUUGGAAGGCAGUGCAAAGCUGGCUGUGGAGCAUAUGGCUCCAGGUUGGAUUUCCCACGACAAAGGUGCUUCGCAGCUCUUAGCUUACUUGAAGAAACAAGUAAGGGCUCCAACCUUAGCUGAAGCAGGAAGGACUAUGUCACGAUUCUUCUACGGCAUAAAACGUCGGCGAGGUGAAGGGAUGACAGCUUGGAUCUUUAGACACGAUGAAGCGUUGCUGGAGGCCAAACGAACCCUUGCUGAGGCCAUCCACGAGUACGGCCCCGGACUACAGCCCUCAGCUCCAUUUUGGGGUCCCACCUGGAAGGGCCAAGGACACAAAGGAUCUCGGGCAAGCGCUGGAAGCAGAACCAGCGAUCGUGAGCAAGAUCUCCAAGGAACCGAUGCGGCUACUCCCGAGCCAUCAGCAGAGACAAGCACUGGACAGGAGGAACCAGGUGAUGGCGAGUCGCAGGCAUGGGCAGAUGAUGACUGGGAUACUUCAUCCAUGGUGGUCGUCAUGGUGGAGUCCUGGGCAGCAGCCUACCUGGAACUGGGACAUGGAGCUGAGCGAUUUCUUCCGGACUUUGUUGUGGCAUGGUUGUUGUUACAGCGUUCCGGUUUGGAUGCAACUGAACGCAGUGUGCUGGUUGCAAAUCUGAAGAAUGAUUUCAGCGUGCAUAAAGUCAAGGAGGCUCUUAAGCUCACCUGGCCAGAUGAAGAGCUGAAGCGUCGGGACUCUGGAAAGCAUUCAGCAAUGUUUACCGAGGAGGAGUCAGCCAUGUUGGCUGAUGACGACACCUGGGAGGACAUUGAGGCUGGAGAUUGGGACGAUCCGGAGGAUGAGUACGCUUACCAGGCCUUGGCCGAGGAAGCUCAGGAAGCCCUAGCAGCCCUUCAGGAUGCCAAACGCACUCUUCGCGAUGCCCGAGAAAAACAGGCUCAGAUGAGGCGCAAUCGGCGCUUCUUCCCUUCCAAAGGCGGAGGAAAAGGGCGAGGGGACCGUCCACCCCUCAAGGUCAACUUUGUGUUCACCACCAUUCAGGAGAGAGCUGCGGAGCCAAACUGGCUUGGAAGGAUGGAUGAGCAGGCACUGGCCGCUGAGGCUGCAGAGGAUCACAGUCUGCUUGCCCUCAGCCACAUCAUCGAGGAGGGUAAGGCCAUCACUGACCACUAG